UUACCUGAUUAAAGCAGCGAUUAUUUCGUCGCACCGAAAAUUGUCGAAAACAUCGAUGAUAUGAACACGCGGCCAAGAACAACACGUGUGAAACGCGUGGCAUCGAGCAUAUUAUUCUAAAUACAAGCCGUACGAUUACGCACCCCUGUCGCGCAGCCUGUGGUCUAAUCAGUUUGUGGUCGUGAGAAGACUGACAUCUCAGCAACUAACUUCGAUAUACUCAAACACCGAAAUGGCAGAUAUACAGAUGAAUGAAGCCGACCACAUCGCCGCCGAGCCCGUGGCCGCCGGCCCCGUCGCCGCCGGCCCCGUUGCCGCCGACUAUCAUAGAGUUUACAGAGGAAGACGCGCCGGGGUUCGCGUCCAGGAGGAGCGCUUUAUGCGCUUCCUCCUAAAAUUAUCCUCGCCCUAUUAUUAUUGGGGCAACAGGCCGAGGAGAGGCGGAAGAGAAGGCGGACGAGGACGGGGACGGAAUGCUGAUGAAGAAUCUCGCUUGAACUUAAUCCCGGAAAACAUGGUUACGCCGGCUUCCAUAGCCGAGUAUAUAAAAAUGGUUACGAAUAGUACCACUCCGCAAGGAGACAUGGUCAAAGUAAACAUACCUGAUAUUGGAGUUCCACAGGGUAGUAUCGCACCUAGUAGAGAUAUUCCAGAUAACUGA
Nylanderia fulva is the source of this 661-nucleotide messenger RNA. Lineage: Eukaryota; Metazoa; Arthropoda; Insecta; Hymenoptera; Formicidae. The record is from RefSeq and is a predicted model, not a curated record.